Molecule: messenger RNA, 423 nt
Organism: Diospyros lotus (date-plum)
Lineage: Eukaryota; Viridiplantae; Streptophyta; Magnoliopsida; Ericales; Ebenaceae
Product: LOB domain-containing protein 17-like
Exons: 2
Coding region: 1-423 (140 amino acids)
Biological process (GO): positive regulation of DNA-templated transcription; hormone-mediated signaling pathway
Cellular component (GO): nucleus
Source: RefSeq, a predicted model, not a curated record
AUGUCAAGAAUUGGUUUUUCAUGCGGUGCUUGCAAGUACUUGAGAAGAAGAUAUAUCGAAGGGUGCAUCUUUGCCCCUUAUUUCUACAAUGAAGCAGGAAAUAUUGAUUUUGAAGUUAUCCACAAAGUUUUUGGUUCCAAAAAUCCCUUCAAUCUCCUGAGCCAUCUUCCGGUAAAAGACCGUAAUGAGGCUGUUACUACAAUGAUAUAUGAGGCUCAAGCUAGGAUUCAAGAUCCGACUUACGGCUGUGUAUCUGAAAUUCUUAUCCUCCAACAGCAGGAUUUUGUAGACUCUUAUGCAAACCUUCAACAUGUUCAAAAUCAAAUUCCGCCAGAAACCAAUCCUAUUCUAGAACUGGAUCCGAGCAUCGCUGGAGAUAUUGAUGAACUUGGACCAGUUGUGUUCGGCAGACAUCAGCAUUGA